Aureobasidium namibiae CBS 147.97 is the source of this 1038-nucleotide messenger RNA. RefSeq lists its product as uncharacterized. The coding region runs from base 1 to 1038 and encodes 345 amino acids. NCBI's taxonomy places the organism in Eukaryota, Fungi, Ascomycota, Dothideomycetes, Dothideales, Saccotheciaceae. The transcript has a single exon. The record is from RefSeq and is a predicted model, not a curated record.
AUGUUCUCAACAUUGCCCAGGAAGAAGACCUUGACGACUUACUCAAAGAAAGCACAACGAAUCAACCACCAAUCAACUCUCGCUUCGCCAAGCUCGCAUGACGGACAAUACCGUAGAAGACGCGUUACAUUGACCUCUCCCAUUCGUGCCGACAUUCCUCCCACUGGCCCAAGCUCAAUAUCCGUCUCCCUGUCAGGACAAGACGACCAUGAAGACGACCAAUUGUCGCAAGCUGAAACAGAUGUCCCUCUAUCAGAGGUCCAAAGACGCCCGGAGCCUUGCCCAGCUCGCGAGCUUGCAUUCGCAACAUCACUAGAUCGAGCUGCGAGCCCUGUAAGCUCUUCCGAGCACGACUCCAUCUCGGAUGAAGAUCUGAUGCCUACUGAUCGUGGUGGCACGAAGCGUAUCCGGAGAGCUGUAAAGCCUCAACCGCUAAGCAAGCUGAGAAGAUCAUUGAACAUCCGGCCCAAGAAGUUGCAACUCGUUGUCAAACAAUCGACGUCCAUUCUCUCAAAGGGAACACUUCGGGCUAUCGAGAGAGGCGCGGAUGGAUUCGAUGAGAUGAAUCUUGUUCUUUUAGCAGCAUCAAAGCCGAGGAACACCAAGCGCAAGGUUCCCAAUUCGAUCGCAAGGUUGGAUAUCAUCAGGGGGCCUCAUCCACAUGUCGACUUUGACCAUUCAGAUUGGCUGGCAGUUCCUUACCAAGACCUCCUCGCUCAAGAACCGCAAACGUCUUUUAGCGCAGCCGAGGCGGCCAAAGAGAAGCCUGAAGCUGAAGAAGUGUUCGUAGGAGACGUCCUUCCAAAAAAGGAGGGAGCCAAGGCUUCGUCGAGACCGCCCGCCCGGCCAUCGGCCAAAGAGGCACUUCUGUAUGCGCAGCUCUCAUCUGUGUCGGCACCGAUCAUGCGGCGGUCAUGUUCAGAUGAAGAGAGCGAGGAUGGCUACGCCAAUGGCUUCUUGUAUGAAGGAGACGGCGAUCUGGAGCAGAGGAUGAGUGAUGCGGAACAGGAGGAUCUCGGGGUGGGCUCAGUCAGCUAG